Ochotona curzoniae (black-lipped pika) is the source of this 663-nucleotide messenger RNA. RefSeq names its product HOATZ cilia and flagella associated protein (gene HOATZ). The record is from RefSeq and is a predicted model, not a curated record. Bases 20 to 463 code for a protein of 147 amino acids. Gene Ontology annotation, biological process: cilium assembly. The transcript is spliced from 6 exons. Lineage: Eukaryota; Metazoa; Chordata; Mammalia; Lagomorpha; Ochotonidae.
AGAAGCGUCCUCAGUUGCCAUGGACACGGCGUCCUGCGAAGAUCCCAGCAGCAGAAAGGAGUCUCCUGAAAUCUGCUCUCCGGGAUUACUGGUGUUCGCCGGCUCUUCGGAACUGGAUGCCAGCUUGGCUAAGCAGUUCUGGCUCCGAGCAUCCAUGUAUCCCCCCAGCGAAUCUCAGCUGGUACUACGCAGAGGGAGCAGUCAGCGCCUGCCGGUAGCGGGGUCCUCGAAGAGCAAGAAAAGUCAGCCCCAUCUUUUCUCACUGGAGAAUAACAAAACUGCAGAUAUCCUUGCGGAAGCCCUUAAGAGACAAGAAUGUGAGGAGAAAAUGAAGUAUCUCGAAAAGGCUAAGAGGAGAGAUGAAAUAAUCCAACUCUUACGAAAACAAAGAGAAGAAAGGAUCAUGAAAGAACUAAUUUCUCUUCCUUAUAAACCCAAGGUCAAGGUACAAAAGGAAAAGUAAGACGGUGAUUUUAGAGUCAGAUAAAGAAGACCAAGAAGCAGUCAAAGCCUUGGACUAAUUCGACACAUUACAGAAGCUGGUUUGCUUGUAUCUUCACUUUGGAAACAAGCUACUCCUACAUCAGAACCAUUGAGAUCACUGCCAAGUUAAAAUACUCAAGAAAUAAAAUCAUACAUGCAGACUUCUAUGAAUGUUACCAG